CUUUUCCCAUUUCCCAAUCGCCUUUCAUCUCCUUUUUUGGAACCCAUAGCAUAGAUUAACGCGCAUAAUUCGGAACAUAAAUUUCAUUCCCAAAUGUAACAUAUAAAGGAGAAAAAAAGGCUCAAAACCAUGGCGUCAAAUAUUUUGUUCGAAGAUCGCUUUGUGAUAAGCAGUGUAGAUAAUUCCAAGUUUGAGAAAGUCAGCAGAAUUAAGGCGAAAAGUACAGGGUAUGACGCGGAAUUAAUUCUUGAUGUCCAUUCGGAGUUGUUUAAAGUGGAGGAAAAGAAGGCUAUUUACCUGGCUCUACAAGACAAAAUAUUGAAUAAAAAUGAUGAUAAAAUAUGGGAACAGGGAGAAAAUAUUGCUCUGAAUAACAUUGAGUACAUUAUGAGUGGCAGGAUUUUUAAGUUCGAAGAGUUGUCCUCGGAGAGGAGGACCGUUUACGCUUCCUUCGGCGGACUCAUGAUGGCCCUGACAACUGACAAGCAGUUCAUCGGAGACCUCGAGAUUGACAUGAAAAUUUACCUGCUCACGAAAAAUGUGGACAUCGAAAGGGCAUAAAAAUGCUCAGCGAUCUCACGUUACCUGCGCAAAUAGGAGGAAGUACACCUAGAAGGAGAAAAUGAUGAAUCGUAACAAAAAAAGGAGGCGCAAUGAAUACGGAAAGAGGACUCUUUGGCAGCUUGUUCAUCCACGCCAGGUUCUUCAUGUGAAUUACUACUAACCCUUUUGGAGCCAAACUUUUUUUUCCCCUUCAUUUUUUCAGUUUUAAAAAAUCGACCAAGUUAUGCUUUGUCCGAUUUUAUUACUUUAAAUUCGGCCGACUCGGCCAUUUUAGU
Messenger RNA from Plasmodium coatneyi, 839 nucleotides. Its product is annotated as DNA-directed RNA polymerase I. Lineage: Eukaryota; Apicomplexa; Aconoidasida; Haemosporida; Plasmodiidae. The transcript has 3 exons. Bases 130 to 561 code for a protein of 143 amino acids. The record is from RefSeq and is a predicted model, not a curated record. Gene Ontology annotation, cellular component: RNA polymerase II, core complex; RNA polymerase I complex; RNA polymerase III complex. Gene Ontology annotation, biological process: DNA-templated transcription. Gene Ontology annotation, molecular function: DNA-directed RNA polymerase activity.